AUGUCAACACCAGCUGCAGAGCAAAAGAAAUUAUUAGAACAGUUAAUGGGUAAAGAAUCCCAACAGAGUAAAUAUCAUAGCAAUAGUUACAAAAGCCGAUAUCAAAAUAACAGGGAAGAUCUAGGUUUGUACGACCCCAAAAUAUGUAAAGCAUAUCUGGUCGGUGAUUGUCCCUAUGACUUGUUUCAAGGCACAAAGCAAAGUUUAGGUAGAUGUCCACAGCUACAUUUGGCUAGAUAUAAACUACAAUAUGAAAAGGAGAAAAAAAAUGGUAAAAAGUUCCCUGAGUUUGAAAGAGAAUAUUUUAUUAUUUUAUCCAAAAUUAUUAACGAAUGUAAUGGACAGAUUAAAAUUGCGUUAAAGAAAUUAGAGCAUACCCCAGAAGAAAGAGCUAAGAUUCAAAGCAUUACUAAGGAAAUUGAUGUCAUCGACAAGAGAAUUGGAUUAAUGAUGCAAGAAAUAAAUAUUCUGAUAAAACAUAAUCAAGUGUCUAGAGCAAUGAGACGAUCUGUAGAAUUAGAAAAGUUGCAAGAGAGAAGAGUUGUCAUAGCCAAAAAGAUUAAAUUUAUUACAGAAAAUAUAGGUCAAAGUGCACAACAAAAAUUACAAGUAUGUGAAGUUUGUGGUGCGUAUUUAUCUAGAUUAGACACAGAUAGAAGGUUAGCCGAUCAUUUCUUAGGGAAAAUACAUUUAGGAUAUGUCAAGAUGAGGGAACAAUAUAAACUAUACUCUACAAAAAAUAACAAAGAAUAA
Messenger RNA from Arxiozyma heterogenica, 753 nucleotides. It is a transcript of the gene LUC7, whose product is annotated as Luc7p. Gene Ontology annotation, molecular function: mRNA binding. The coding region runs from base 1 to 753 and encodes 250 amino acids. Gene Ontology annotation, cellular component: U1 snRNP; U2-type prespliceosome. Gene Ontology annotation, biological process: mRNA splice site recognition. The record is from RefSeq and is a predicted model, not a curated record. The transcript has a single exon. Lineage: Eukaryota; Fungi; Ascomycota; Saccharomycetes; Saccharomycetales; Saccharomycetaceae.